AUGAGCGAGAAACAGUUUCAUCCAGAGGGAAAGGGCGAGGAGGAGCGCUUCGACGUGCUCGAGGUCGUGGCGGCCCGAAACAGUGGCAACAUUGAUGCAGAGCGCCAGAAAUUGGAGUCUUUUGCACAGGAAGCACAAACGAGAGAGCAAGAGCAAGAGCUGGCACCGUCUGACUCACUACAUGGAAGGAAAAGGCACCAUACAUCAAGCAUAAGUAGCAAAGCAAACACAACUGAACAGGAAACACAAGAGGACGAACGUGGAGGCAAUGGAGAUAACGAUAAUGAUAGCUUCAUGAUCAAGGUUGUACGCGAGCGACAGAAAAUUCACCAAGCAGAAGCAGAAGCCACUGGUGCUAUUAGUCAGCCGUCCACGGAACUAAAGCAGCAGCCACCCACUGCCGGUGGCACUGCCAACCACCCCGGUGCGUAUUCUGCGGCUCCUGGUACAGAUCCACAAAGAACGACAGAUCUUCGACUAUCCUUGGUGGGUCUGCCCUCUUCCACUGCAACACAGAUAGCUGGUUUGGACCCAGAGCUUGGUGAUGUUACUCCUACAACAUUGAGCCGUAAGCCAAAUGUUGUUAUCCAGGUGCCACCAGGAGCAGAGCCAGUUUUCGGUCCCGAUGUUCCAACCGAAGCUGGUCCCAGUCUUCCCACAAUCCAAUCGGACAGUUUUAGUGGAGGCGGCCUUGUGGAGGCAGAUCCCGUAUCAGAAGAAGAUGACGAGGCCAUGCAGAAUGCCACACAAGUCGAUACAGAACAGAUAAAAGCGAGGACAAGCGAAAUCAAGCGACAAAAUCACAGAAAGUUUGCCUUGGCAUUUCUGGGUAUUGCAGUUGUCAUCAUAGUCAUUGUUAUGACCAUCCUGGGGGGCACCGGCUCCUUCUCAAAGGACCCUCCUGAGAUUAUAGAGGCCACCCCUCCACCAUUCAAGAAUGCAACACGGCCUCCGACCCCUUCACCCACCCAGGCCCCAACACAGUAUUUGGUUGUCCUUCGAGAGGAACUGAAUCUGCCAACUGCAACACUUGACAAAAUUGACGCCAACAGUGCUUCAGCACAGUACAGAGCUUUUGAUUGGCUAGAAUCGAAUCGAGAGUUGUAUGAUGGUCUGCUACCGUGGCAGAAGCAGCAGCUCUUUGCUCUGUUAACCUUUUACUUUGAUUUUUCUGGUCCAAAGUGGCCCAAAGUAGUGGGGAAAACUUGGCUGGAGGAGAAGGACGUGUGCAGGUGGUACUCGGCAGAAUAUGGGGCGUUUGAUGAGGACGGGGGCUUCCUUGAGUUUGCAAAGUUGAAUACAGAUAUCCAGCAGGCAACUGCCAGGAACUCUUGCACUUUUGAUGGCAAAUUUCAAGCUUUGGUAAUGGCCCAAUUGCCUCUUGAGGAGGAAGUCCCGCAGAUUCCAGCUGAAAUCUCUCUGCUGACAUACUUGUCAGCAUUGUCGUUGCCUCACAAUAAAGUCAACCGUUCGUUGGUCGACCUGCUAUCCCCUGAGAUUUAUGAGAUGGAGAAUCUGGAUUACAUCAACUUUUGGAACAAUUUCCUGUCGGGUCCAUUGCCUUCAGAGUUUGGGUCAUUGACAAAGCUGGAUACCAUUGGGCUGCGUGACAACCAACUCACGGGCUCCAUUCCUGCUAGCUGGAGCAAAUUGACCAAUAUGAAGGAUCUGGAUGUGGCAAACAAUAGGUUGACAGAUUCCUUGCCAGAUUUCUUUUCAACUCUGGGUUCAAUGACGAAAUUGACAAGCCUGAAUGCCUUCUCGAACUGGUUUGUGGGGCCACUACCACCGGAAAUUGGCCUUCUUACUUCCCUUGGAAAUCUGGAUUUGAAGAGGACUGCUGGUCUGAACGGCACAAUCCCAACUGAAAUAGGCCUUCUCACUUCCCUUGAACGUCUCAAUUUGAACAGAAAUGCUGGACUGUAUGGCACAAUCCCAACAGAGAUCGGACUUCUUACAAGCCUUACUUUUCUGGAUCUGUCUCACUGCAGUUUCACUGGUGAAAUUCCAAGUGAAAUUGGUUUGCUUACAGGCCUGGAAAGGCUCUAUUUUAUGCGAACUAAAUUUUCUGGUACGGUCCCACGAGAGAUCUUCCUGCUCACCAAUCUUAAGAGAUUCUACUUCGACGCCAAUCCGAACCUGAGUGGCUCUAUACCAACUGAAAUUGGGUUGCAAACUGCACUUGAGAAAGUCCAGAUGUAUGCGUGUGCUCUGGGUGGAACAGUCCCUACUGAGAUUGGCCAUCUUACGGCUUUGGGGCAUUUCUGGAUAGGAGACAACCCCUCCAUCAAUGGCAGAAUACCUAGCGAGCUGUGGUCACUACCAGCCUUGACCAGUCUUGGGCUGGCGAGGAACAGCUUCACUGGCCCAGUUCCCUCUGAAAUUGGCAUGCUCCAGGCCUUAACAAACCAGACAGCCACAGCUGCAGGCAGUGGGGUGAACAUUGGAGGCAAUGCAUUGAGUGGCUCAAUUCCCAAGGAAAUUGGACAACUUGUUGGCUUGCAGUAUCUCUUCCUUGGUGGGAAUACUGGGGUAUCUGGCGGAGGUUUACCAUCAGAGUCUGGCAUGCUCACAUCAUUGGUUAAACUUGUUGUUUCUGGGAGCUCUCUUCGUGGCAGUCUCCCAUCUGAACUGGCAUUACUAACGGGCCUGACAGCACUCGAACUUUCAGAAUGCGCACUCACUGGCUAUAUACCAAGUGAGAUUGCAUUGAUGGCUGGUGUUAAAACACUUGACUUGUCAGCAAAUGCUCUGAUUGGGAGCAUUCCCAGUGAGAUUGGAUUGAUGGAAAACCUUGCGGAGCUCAUGCUCCACAACAACUCUCUAUCAGGGACUAUCCCAGAAAGGCUCGUAGGAAAUGAAAGUUCACUUGCCCGUCUUUCAUUGGAGAACAAUCCUGAGUUAUCUGGGGUUGUGCCUGAAAUGGUUUGCUCAUUGGGGUAUCACAAUGCCAGUGAAGGAGACUAUGCAGGAUUAUCAUUUGAUUGUGAAGAAAGUGUUUUGUGUGGUUGUGAAUGGUGUAUUUGCUAG
Molecule: messenger RNA, 3030 nt
Organism: Seminavis robusta
Lineage: Eukaryota; Bacillariophyta; Bacillariophyceae; Naviculales; Naviculaceae
Source: the annotation of a GenBank genome assembly